CUGCUAGCUCAAACAUCCUCUACAUCCUCUGACCCGUGCAACAACGGUCCUUACGACAUCUCGAGUGCAUCUGACCUCGCUGCCAUCACAUCCUGCACCAACGUCACCGGCAACAUCGUCAUCUCACCUACCGUCGGUACCGUGAACCUCGGCAGCAUCACCGUGCUCAAUGGAGAUUUGCGUAUCAUCAACAACAACACCGGUUCACAGACACUCGCUGCAACCACUUCAGUCAGCGCACCCUCUCUCCAGAGCAUCUCUGGCGCGCUUGUCCUCACACAAUUGACGCAGCUCAACACCCUCAGCAUGCCAUCGCUCACAUCCGUCUCGACCAUCGAGCUGACAACCUUGCCUGUGCUCCAGCAGCUCGGUUUCUCUGCCGUCACUGCUGUUUCCAUCCUCAGUGUCAUUGACACGCAGCUCCAGUCGCUCCAGGGCAUUACACUGACGACCGCAUCCCAGAUCAACAUCUCCAACAACCGUUUCUUGACUGCCAUCACCAUGAACAACUUGCGCAGCGUGACAAACGCCAUUCUCGUUGCUGCCAACUCUCCAAGCAUUGCUGUUUCCUUCACUGGUCUGCGUACUGCCGGUAACUUUACCGCCCAGGGUGUCAGGUCUGUUUCCAUCAACGCACUCAACAACGUUACUGGCUCAUUCGGUGUCGUCAACUCCUCCAUCACCUCGCUCGAGCUGCUCAACUUGACUCGCGUGACGGGAGACUUCUUUGUCAACAACAACGCUCAGCUGACUGCACUCUCUGCACCUGCUCUCACUACCGUCUCUGCCUUCCAGGUCGCCAACAACACCCAGCUCAGCAACAUCACUUUCCCUUCAUUGACCACUGUUGCUGGUGCACUCAACGUCAUUGGUUCAUUCAACAACUUCACCGCCGCUGCCCUGACGGAUGUGCGUGGAAAUUACAACGUGCAAUCAACCUCGGAGACAUUCAGCUGUGCAAGCAACCUCAAGAACUCGGGUGUUGUGAAGGGUAAUGUCUACCAGUGCAGCGGUAAAGUGAGCAACCCUACCACCGUUGCUGCUUCUGCCACCACAGGAUCCGGUACAGGUGCUUCUGCCAGUUCGACCAGGACAAGC
Messenger RNA from Protomyces lactucae-debilis, 1098 nucleotides. RefSeq lists its product as uncharacterized. Lineage: Eukaryota; Fungi; Ascomycota; Taphrinomycetes; Taphrinales; Protomycetaceae. The annotation marks the transcript as partial. The transcript has a single exon. Gene Ontology annotation, cellular component: plasma membrane; fungal-type cell wall. The record is from RefSeq and is a predicted model, not a curated record. Gene Ontology annotation, biological process: fungal-type cell wall organization.